This is a messenger RNA of Mustela erminea (ermine), 2090 nucleotides long. RefSeq names its product alpha-1,3-mannosyl-glycoprotein 4-beta-N-acetylglucosaminyltransferase A (gene MGAT4A). Gene Ontology annotation, cellular component: Golgi stack; endoplasmic reticulum; endoplasmic reticulum-Golgi intermediate compartment. The record is from RefSeq and is a predicted model, not a curated record. The coding region runs from base 381 to 2024 and encodes 547 amino acids. Gene Ontology annotation, biological process: protein N-linked glycosylation. Lineage: Eukaryota; Metazoa; Chordata; Mammalia; Carnivora; Mustelidae. Gene Ontology annotation, molecular function: acetylglucosaminyltransferase activity. The transcript is spliced from 17 exons.
UCCUAAUGAAAGGGACUGGAGUGUCUUCUUGCAGUGGGAGACCAGACACGCCUCUGAUGGAGGGUGGGAGAGAAGUUUAAGAGGACCAGCGCCCCCCGACCUCCGCCUGUGCUGGAAUCCGCUGGGAAACUUCUCUUCCCAUGAGAAGAAAGAAGCCUGAGACAGCAGCCUAUGACGACUGUGAAGACAAUCCAGAAUUGCAAUUAUGAAUGGUGUUGCUGCUGGGCUCCUUCUGCAGAGCAUCUGAAAUGAACCUCUCUUAUUGAUUGUUUUUAUUGGCCCCGAGCCAGGAGUACUGGAUUCAGUUGACUUCAGGAUUAGAAAGAGAACUGUUUUGGUUAUCAUCAUAAACAUAUGAACCAGUGUGAUGGUGAAAUGAGAUGAGGCUCCGAAAUGGAACUGUAGCUACUGUUUUAGCAUUUAUCACUUCGUUCCUGACUUUAUCUUGGUAUACUACGUGGCAAAAUGGGAAAGAAAAACUGAUUGCUUAUCAACGAGAGUUUCUUGCCUUGAAAGAACGUCUUCGAAUAGCUGAACAUAGAAUCUCUCAGCGCUCUUCUGAAUUAAAUGCCAUUGUACAGCAGUUCAAGCGUGUAGGAGCAGAAGCAAAUGGAAGUAAGGAUCCAUUAAAUAAAUUUUCAGAUAAUACUCUUAAGCUAUUAAAGGAGUUAACAAGCAAAAAAUCUCUUCAAGUGCCAAGUAUUUAUUAUCAUUUGCCUCAUUUAUUGCAAAAUGAAAGAAGCCUUCAGCCUGCUCUGCAGAUUGGUAACGGAAGAACAGGAGGUCUUACUGAGAUCCUCCACUUUUUUCUCAAGGCCAUGUCAAUAGUAAUGGGAAUUCCCACAGUGAAGAGAGAAGUGAAAUCUUACCUCAUAGAAACCCUUCAUUCCCUUAUUGAUAAUCUGUAUCCUGAAGAGAAGUUGGACUGUGUUAUAGUCGUCUUCAUAGGAGAGACAGAUAGUGAUUAUGUACACAGUGUUGUAGCCAACUUGGAGAAAGAAUUUUCUAAAGAAAUCAGUUCUGGCUUGGUGGAAAUAAUAUCCCCUCCUGAAAGCUAUUAUCCUGACCUGACAAACUUAAAGGAGACAUUUGGAGACUCCAAAGAAAGAGUAAGAUGGAGAACAAAGCAAAACCUAGAUUAUUGUUUUCUAAUGAUGUAUGCUCAGGAAAAGGGAAUAUAUUACAUUCAGCUUGAAGAUGAUAUUAUUGUCAAACAAAAUUACUUUAACACUAUAAAAAAUUUUGCACUUCAACUUUCUUCUGAAGAAUGGAUGAUACUCGAGUUCUCCCAGCUGGGCUUCAUUGGUAAAAUGUUUCAAGCACCAGACCUCACUCUGAUUGUGGAAUUCAUAUUUAUGUUCUAUAAGGAGAAACCCAUUGAUUGGCUCUUGGACCAUAUACUCUGGGUCAAAGUCUGCAACCCUGAAAAAGACGCAAAACAUUGUGAUAGACAGAAAGCAAAUCUACGAAUUCGCUUCAGACCUUCGCUUUUCCAGCAUGUUGGUCUGCAUUCUUCUCUAUCAGGAAAAAUACAGAAACUCACGGAUAAAGAUUACAUGAAACCAUUAAUUCUUAAAAUCCAUGUAAACCCACCUGCAGAGAUAUCUACUUCUUUGAAGGUCUACCAAGGACAUACACUGGAAAAAACUUACAUGGGGGAGGAUUUCUUCUGGGCUAUAACCCCAGUAGCCGGAGACUACAUCUUGUUCAAAUUUGAUAAGCCAGUCAAUGUAGAAAGUUACUUGUUCCACAGCGGCAACCAAGAACAUCCAGGAGAUAUCCUGCUCAACACAACUGUGGAAGUUUUGCCUUUAAAGAGUGAAGGUUUGGAAAUAAGCAAAGAAACCAAAGACAAACGAUUAGAAGAUGGUUAUUUCAGAAUAGGAAAAUUUGAGAAUGGUGUUGCCGAAGGAAUGGUGGAUCCUAGCCUAAACCCCAUUUCAGCCUUUCGACUUUCAGUUAUUCAGAAUUCUGCCGUUUGGGCCAUUCUUAAUGAGAUUCAUAUUAAAAAAGUCACCAACUGAUCAUCUGCUAAGAAACCAGUACAUUUUUUCCUGUGAAUUUGUUAAUUAAAGAUAGUUAAGCAUGUA